CAGAGACGGCGGCCGAGAGGCGGAAGUGGAGGUUGUUGUGGCUCGGCCGGCUGCGCGAGAGGGGCUGCCGCUGCUGAGGCGGCGGCCGCGGCUCUGAGGCGGUGGCGGGGCUGCCGACCGCGGGCCGCUCGGCCUCUGGGCUCGGCCCGCAGCCUUCCGUCAGCCAGCCGGAGCCCACGCCGACCAGCGCCUAUCCUAUGAGUGUGUCACUGGUGGUCAUCCGACUGGAGCUCGCGGGUCACUCGCCGGUCCCCGCCGAUUUCGGCUUCAGCGCUGCCGCUGGAGAGAUGUCCAAUGAGGAAAUCAAAAAGAAGACGUUGGCUUCAGCGGCCGCCUGCCUAGAAGGGAAGUCGCCAGGAGAAAAAGCAGCAAUCAUCCACCAGCACCUUGGCCGUCGGGAAAUGACUGACGUGAUCAUUGAGACCAUGAAGGCCAGUGCAGAUGAGUUUCGAGACACAUCGGAAGAAAAGACGUCUUCAGCAGCCCCCAGCUCUGCACAGAGAAGUAGAGAGCAGAGUGAGUCUGUGAAUACGGUCCCGGAUUCUCCGUCCAAACAGCUCCCAGACCAGAUUUCCUUCUUCAGUGGCAACCCUUCCGUUGAAAUAGUCCACGGCAUUAUGCACCUGUACAAGACAAAUAAAAUGACCUCCCUAAAAGAAGACGUGCGGCGCAGUGCCAUGCUGUGUGUCCUCACCGUCCCGGCCACCAUGACCAGCCAUGACCUUAUGAAGUUUGUUGCCCCGUUUAAUGACGUAAUUGAACAAAUGAAAAUUAUCAGGGACUCAACUCCGAAUCAGUACAUGGUGCUGGUCAAGUUCAGUGCGCAGGCUGAUGCCGAUAGUUUCUACAUGGCGUGCAACGGCCGCCAGUUCAACUCAAUCGAAGACGACGUGUGCCAGCUGGUCUAUGUGGAGAGGGCCGAAGUGCUCAAGUCCGAAGAUGGCGCCAGCCUUCCUGUGAUGGACCUGACGGAGCUCCCCAAGUGCACUGUGUGUCUGGAGCGAAUGGACGAGUCUGUGAAUGGCAUCCUCACCACCCUAUGCAACCACAGCUUCCAUAGUCAGUGUCUGCAGCGGUGGGAUGACACCACGUGUCCUGUGUGCCGGUACUGUCAAACUCCAGAGCCAGUGGAAGAAAACAAGUGUUUCGAGUGUGGUGUUCAGGAGAACCUCUGGAUUUGUCUAAUAUGUGGCCACAUAGGCUGUGGGCGGUACGUAAGCCGACAUGCGUACAAGCACUUUGAGGAGACCCAGCACACAUACGCCAUGCAGCUCACCAACCAUCGGGUCUGGGACUAUGCUGGAGAUAAUUAUGUCCAUCGACUGGUGGCCAGCAAGACGGAUGGGAAGAUCGUUCAGUACGAGUGUGAGGGCGAUACCUGCCAAGAAGAGAAGAUCGAUGCCUUACAAUUAGAGUAUUCAUACCUGCUGACGAGCCAGCUGGAAUCGCAGCGGGUAUACUGGGAAAACAAAAUUGUGCGCAUAGAGAAGGACACGGCAGAGGAGAUUAAUAACAUGAAGACCAAAUUUAAAGAGACCAUUGAAAAGUGUGACAGCCUGGAGCUCAGGCUCAGCGACCUCCUGAAGGAGAAGCAGUCUGUGGAAAGGAAGUGCACUCAGCUGAGCACCAGAGUGGCCAAGCUGAGCACGGAGCUCCAGGAGGAGCAGGAGCUGAACAAGUGUCUGCGCGACAACCAGCUGCUGCUGCAGAACAAGCUGAAGGAGGAGGAGAGACUGCUGAAGGAGACCUGUGCCCAGAAGGACCUGCAGAUCACAGAGAUCCAGGAGCAGCUGCGCGACGUCAUGUUCUACCUGGAGACGCAGCAGCAAAUCAGCCACCUGCCUGCGGAGACGAGGCAGGAGAUCCAGGAAGGGCAGAUCAACAUUGCCAUGGCCUCAGCCCCCAACCCACCCUCUUCAGGUGCCGGUGGGAAGCUGCAGUCUAGGAAGGGCCGCAGCAAAAGGGGCAAGUGACCUUGAGAGACUUGUCCCAGAGACUUCCUGGGCACCACAGGGUGUGCUGGGACCUUUGCUGAGUGGGAGGGUGGGCCCCUAAUAAGUACGUCUGAGGACGAACUGCGGUCGGUCGUGUGGCUCCUUCAUUUGUUGCGUGUGGUGUGAGGAGACUAAAAGUGGGGGAAACGCUGGCAGCAUUUCACAAGGGCAAGCCACAGCUCAGACACCUCAUGGCCAUUCUGCCUUCCAGCUGGGUAGCCCCCGGCCUGUGCAAUUUUCCGUGUAUUUAUUCAGUUGGAGCACUUGCAGUUGGGUUCCAGGGUAAAUCUAUGACAUGAUGUGACCUUCCUAGCACUAAAGGAAUUCCAGCAUUACUUAGCACUAAAGCACAGUGCCUCCUGAGACCCCAGCUGCCUUCAGGAGAGGAGCCUGCGGCCCACUGCAGAGGGUCUCCCCCCAUCCCUCCCUCCCUCCCCCUUGAAGAGCUGCUUGCAUGUCAGAGCGAAGGGGCUCAGUUGUCCUCAGCAGCCUGACUUGGGGACAGGAAGAACGAGCAGCUGGGGCAGAUGGAGUAGACCCAGUUUAGGGAAGAUGGUGACAGCUCUCUUCAUUUUUGAUGACUCCAUACGAAAUGUGCCUGUCAAGUAAGAAAAGCCUUACUGGCUCCUCCUCUGCUCGCUGGGGUAACUGAGUGUCCUCCACCUAGCAGGAGUCGGGCAAGCCUGGUGAGAGGCCUCGGUGGCGAGCUGACGUGGCUGGGUCAGUGUGUACUGACUGUUUACAGGCAGGGCCGCAUGUUCAGGCCGCAGCUAGAGGGAGCUUGGGCAGAUUUCAGUUGCUCUUUUCUGAUAGUUUCAAAGGCUGCUUCACACUCCAGAAAAUGGCUUCAGCAGGCCCUCUUUCAAACAGCCAUACAAUACUUACUGUGACCAACAGAGGGGCUGUGUGCCUCUCUCUAGAGCCAGGAACGUCAGGUAACUUGUAACAAAUUAAUUGAACAGAAUUGCGGGGACACCAUGUUGGGAUUUAGCUUCUAGUAGAGCCUGGGCACUUGGCAGCGGUGUGUGCUGCAGUUUAAUUUUUUGCUUUAUCAUCAGCCAAAGGUUUAAAAUGUCACACUUUAGGGACUUUUUUUUUCCCAACUGACUGGACCUCGUCCUUUGACCGGAGUGUCUGACAUGUCACCACGUUGCCUGUGUUGCUGAUCACCAUCCAGUUCUGUGGAACGGGCUGUGGCAUUUCCCAAAAUCCCCACCUGUGGCUGCAGACUGAGUGCUGGCCUGCUCAGACCCCGCGGCUCAGCAGGCCAGCACUCCACCCUCAGGCCCGAGCCACACGGGAGCUUCUAGAACCGUUUACAGUCACGGUCUUGCUGGCUCAGCCCGCUUGUCUUGCACAUCUGACCUAGCAGAAGCUGGGGUGGGUGGUAGCCUGCUAAUUAAGAGAAUCGGAAGUUCCCAAAGCUGGCUCCUCACUCCAGUACAAUCCAGAGCAGCCCUCCUGCCCACCAAGAGCAGCGCUCCACAGCACAGGUUGGGGAAACGCCUGUGAAGGCCGUGGCUGGAGGAAGCAGCCAAUGGGCAGAGGUUUCCAAACUACUUGAAGGUCUUUAAAAAAAAUGUCCCAGGACAACAAAAAUCAAGAUGUGUAAAUAAAAUGUUAUUUUAAAAGGUCAAA
Rattus rattus (black rat) is the source of this 3632-nucleotide messenger RNA. It is a transcript of the gene Brap, whose product is annotated as BRCA1 associated protein. NCBI's taxonomy places the organism in Eukaryota, Metazoa, Chordata, Mammalia, Rodentia, Muridae. Gene Ontology annotation, biological process: Ras protein signal transduction; protein ubiquitination. Gene Ontology annotation, molecular function: zinc ion binding; nucleic acid binding; ubiquitin protein ligase activity. The coding region runs from base 198 to 1973 and encodes 591 amino acids. Gene Ontology annotation, cellular component: cytoplasm. The record is from RefSeq and is a predicted model, not a curated record. The transcript has 12 exons.